Molecule: messenger RNA, 2965 nt
Organism: Anguilla anguilla (European eel)
Lineage: Eukaryota; Metazoa; Chordata; Actinopteri; Anguilliformes; Anguillidae
Gene: cyp2u1
Product: cytochrome P450 2U1
Exons: 5
Coding region: 156-1763 (535 amino acids)
Biological process (GO): xenobiotic metabolic process
Cellular component (GO): cytoplasm; intracellular membrane-bounded organelle
Molecular function (GO): heme binding; oxidoreductase activity, acting on paired donors, with incorporation or reduction of molecular oxygen, reduced flavin or flavoprotein as one donor, and incorporation of one atom of oxygen; iron ion binding
Source: RefSeq, a predicted model, not a curated record
GCAGAUACGAUGGAACAUAGCCACUGCACAACCAAAACACGGACAUGUCUGCUCGGACUGGAAUCCAGUAUCUGUUCGAUAAACCGAUUUCUAAAAUAUUAUACGGAUAUUAGAUAUUAGUAUUUUAAAUCGUGACGUUGAGUAACGUAGUCGCUAUGCUGAGGCAGUUAUGGCAGCAGCUGCAAUGUAUUACUUUAUUCUCGAGUGUAUACUUGGUGGCCGUGGCCGUGUUUUUAGCAGUGUUUUUCGUGUCACACAAAUUUAAAAAACGAACAUUCUCUAAUGUUCCUCCCGGUCCGAAACCCUGGCCUUUGAUUGGCAAUUUUGGACAGUUUCUCAUCCCAAGUUUUGUUUUGAAACGGCGCGGGGGUCGUACUGAAAAACGCGAACCAAGGAAAUCCGUUUUUGUAUCCCCACAAGUUUUUCUAACGGAACUGUCGAAAAAGUAUGGCAGUAUCUACAGCCUUUUUAUUGGUAAUCAACUGAUAGUUAUAUUGACAGGCUACGAAGUCGUCAAGGACGCCCUCUCAAAUCGAGCCGACGUAUUUUCGGACCGACCUGAUGUUCCCGUCGUAACUAUUAUGACAAAGCGGAAAGGUAUAGUGUUUGCCCCCUAUGGUCCCGUGUGGAGAAAGCAGCGAAAGUUCUGCCAUGCAACUUUACGGAGUUUUGGGCUGGGCCGGCUGAGCCUGGAGCCCCGCAUCCUGGAGGAGCUGGCAGUAGUGAAGAAUGAGCUGCUGAGAAUCCACGCAGAGGGAGAGGGGAUGCCCGUUGACCUGACACCGCUCGUCAGCAACGCGGUGUCUAAUGUGAUCUCCUCCAUUAGCCUCGGUCAGCGUUUCCACCACGGGGAUUCCCAGUUCCGCUCGCUGCUGGAGCUCAUGUCCAGGGGCCUGGAGCUCUGCAUCAACAGCCCGGCCAUCCUCAUCAACGUCUUCCCCUGGCUGUACUACCUGCCCUUCGGUCCCUUCAGGGAAAUCCGGCAGGUGGAGAGGGACAUCACGGUCUUCCUGAAGGAAAUUAUCGUCCAGCACAGGUCCAGUUUGGACCCGGACAGCCCCCGUGACCUUAUCGACAUGUACCUGGUGGAGACGGCCCAGCAGCAACAGAGCGUAGGGGCGGGGGAAACCAGCUUCUCGGAGGAUUAUCUCUUCUACAUCAUUGGCGAUCUCUUCAUCGCCGGAACUGACACCACCACCAAUACUGUGCUCUGGAUGCUGCUGUACAUGAGCGUAUAUCCAGACAUUCAAGAGAAGGUUCAGGCUGAGAUUGAUUCAGUUGUGGGGACAGACAGGGUCCCCUCGCUGACAGACAAGGCUAGCUGUCCUUUUACUGAAGCCACUAUUAUGGAGGUCCAGAGGAUGACUUCAGUUGUUCCCCUGGCAAUACCUCACAUGGCCUCAGAGACCACAGUGUUUCGAGGAUACACAAUCCCCAAGGGAACAGUGAUUAUCCCAAACCUCUGGUCUGUCCACCGAGAUCCGACUGUGUGGGAAAACCCAGACGACUUCAAUCCCGCCAGGUUCCUGGACAAAAAUGGACAAGUUCUGAGAAAAGAAUUUUUCAUUCCAUUCGGAAUAGGCCGCAGGCUGUGCAUGGGCGAGCAGCUGGCUAAGAUGGAGCUCUUCCUGAUGUUCUCGAAUCUGAUGCAGGCUUUCACCUUCAGGCUCCCGGACGGCUUGCCACCGCCCUCCAUGGACGGGCGAUUUGGACUUACACUGGCACCUUGCCCUUACACUGUCCAUGUGACUCCUCGUCGCUGAGACCUUGUGACUGCUAUUAGUUACGGCAGUAUAUAAUUAUAUUAUUAUUAUUAUUAUUAUUAUUAUUAUUAUUAGCACUUCUAGUAGUAUUGGUACAUGGUUGCUAUUGCCACAAACUAGAAAUCAAUCAGCAUUACACUUGCACCUUACCCUUGAAAAAAAACGUAUUUUCGCUACUUUGAACAUUGUUACAAAUUUAUCACUUUAAAACUUGACUUUUCAUAGCAGUAAUUCAUCUGUGACAAUGCUGCCAAUUUUGACCUGCACCGACUUAUUUUUGAUAGAUAUGAUUUUCACGUUGUGUUUUCACAUAAUCUUGUAGCAAACUUACUUUCUGGGCUGGUCCGUGGGUUAUUCCGUGAAUACCGAUGGCUUAUCUGGGAAGUGAUAUAACGUGUAGUGGACCAAACCAGGGGACUUUGUAGCAAGCAGGAAGUUAUGGAGUGAAAUCAGACAGGAAACUAUCAUAUUGACAAGUGGUAUGAGUAGUGGCCCUGUCAGAUGAACUUUCUCCAGAAAUUCUGACAUGGUCCAGGAGACCAGACUGAAAUAUUCAGAUUUACCAUAAGACUGUGGGUCUAUAAGACUUUCAGUUUGGUUUGGUAUUCUUGCACUUUAAAGCUGUGUGAUUGUGAUAUUUUUUUAAAGAUUGUUGCAAUCACUAUGAAUGACUGUUUGACUGAUGACUCCUAAGGCUCAUUGUUUUCAGUUUAUACCGAUUUUACCGCAGGACGGCUUGGAACAAGCUUCCAGAAAAUGUUGUUAUUUUUGUGAUAUGACUUUCUCCUGAAUUUUUGCAUUAGGCUAUUUUUUCAACUGAUUUUCAUCUAUUUUUUUAAUAUAUAAAAUAAACUGCUAAAUUCUGCUAAAAUAAAAACUGGAAACAAUGGCACCUUAGACCACCUCAAGACUGAAACUUAAAUGUGCUUGGAUUAACAGGCUUUAGUGAAACCAUUGCUGUUUCAUUUAGAAUUCUGUUCCACUUUGAAUGUGCUCAGGGAAAGUGGUAUUAUCAAUUAAGACUGACGGUAAUAUUUCAUUCUCAAAUGCUUUUCCUAAUGUACUUUAAUAUAUUUUGGCUUUCCUGUUAAGUUCAGCCAGAUUUGCUAUUGAGUGAAGUAAUGAUCUGCCGCUUUACCAAGUUCUAGAACUGCCUUUUCUUACCUAAGGCCGUAGCUUUUAAUAAAGUGUUGCCCACUUGA